Messenger RNA from Hyaloperonospora brassicae, 3951 nucleotides. The record is from the annotation of a GenBank genome assembly. Lineage: Eukaryota; Oomycota; Peronosporomycetes; Peronosporales; Peronosporaceae.
AUGGCAUUUACUAGCGGCGGGGACUGCGCGACGCCGCGACAGUCGAAAGCCCUCGCAGCGUCUGCACCUGAGACUAGUGAGGCGCCUCCUGCCGUGCAGCUCCGAGUGGGCGAGCUCUACUGGAAACAAGAGGGGCCGUACGGCUGGGCACUCGGCCACGUCUCGUCCUUUGACCGAAAGCAGCAGACGGCAACGUUUUGCCUCAUUGAUGAAGCCACAGGGGAGCGCCUGUGUCCCAGCGAAGCGCUGCCCGAGGUGGAGCAGCUCGUGGACCUGAGCCAGUCGCUUCUCUUGGCGGCCAAUCCGCUGUUCAGCACCGCCGCCGACAUGACGUCGCUCCGCCACUUGCACGAAGCGGCCCUGGCCAAGAACUUGGAAGACCGCUCGGCGCUGCAGAACCAGCGGCCGUACACGUUCAUGGCCAACGUGCUGAUUGCAGUGAACCCGCUGCGGCACUUGUCCGAGCCCGACAAGAUGUUGUUUGUGGGUCAGCCGCUGGACAAAUGUCCGCCGCAUCCGUACAACGUGGCGGAGAACGCGUACCGCCAGCUCUGUGCCGUGCGGGCAGUCAUGCAGAACCAGAGCAUCAUCAUCAGUGGAGAAAGCGGGUCUGGCAAGACCGAGACGUCCAAGAUCAUUCUGGACUUUUUGACCAUGCGAGCCGUACACAGUCCAGCGCUGUCGUCGUCCAUGUCGUGCACUUCCGAUGAAGACAUGGAGCCGGAACCGGAGUUGACAGCCGCCAGCCGAACCGUGAUCGGCUGCAUGGGCCCACCUCGCUCGUCGACACUUGCCAUGUCGUAUCCGCAGUCAAGCGGCAAGGGCAAGUUGUCCCCCGUUGCAGUGGGCGAGAGACUGAUGGAGACGAUUCCGAUCUUGGAGUCGUUUGGCAAUGCCAAGACGCACCGCAACCACAACUCGAGUCGAUUUGGCAAGUACAUGAGGCUGCAGUUUGCCAACGAGACGCACGAGCUCUCGGGGGCCAGUAUCGACACGUAUUUGCUCGAGAAGAGUCGACUGGUGUUCCAGCCACAGGGGGAGCGGAACUUCCACGUCUUUUACGAACUCCUGCAUUCGGACGACACGGCGUGUCUCGAAAAGACUUUCCACUUGAAACCAAAGCAGCCAGAGGCCUACGCGUACCUGAACCAGUCGGGUUGUUUGCGCUCGGACCUCAUUGAUGACGCCGAGAACUUUCAGAACCUGAAAAGCGCGUUGCAGUUCAUUGGCAUUCGUGAGAGCACGCAGCACGCGAUCUUUCGUCUCGUAGCGGGUUUGCUGCAUAUGGGCAACAUCACCAUCAGUCAGGAGGACACGGAAGAAGGAGAGACUGCGUGCAUCCGCCAGAACGAUGUCGAGUCGCAAGAGGCGGUGCGUCACGCUUCAGAGCUCUUGGGCGUUUCUUCGGAGCAGCUCACGGACAGCAUCUUGUUGAAGCGCAUCAUGACGCGUGGAUCCCGACGCAACUCGAUUUAUUUUAUCAAGCGCGACGUUCGGAACGCCGUUUAUUCUCGUGACACGAUUGCCAAGACGAUCUACGAGCACACUUUCACGUGGCUCAUGUGGAAAUGUGCUGCGGCGCUGGACUACGACUCGUUUCGAAGUGACGUGGUGCCGUACAUUGGCGUGCUCGACAUCUUUGGUUUCGAGGACUUUGAACCGAAGAACCGAAACUCGUUCGAGCAGUUGCUCAUCAACUAUGCCAACGAGACGCUGCAGAGUCUGUUCAAUACCUGCAUCUUUGAGGCGGAGCAGGAACUGUACACGAGCGAGCACAUCUACCACCCGACGAACCAGUCGCUGUUGUUUCCGUUCCCUCUCGCCGGUCAAGUGCCUGCAGCGAAAGAUGCAGACAACGGAGUCGGCUUUUUGGCGAGGCAAGCUGCACCCAGUGGUGACCUCGUGGCCUACUCGGACAACCGCGAGUGUCUGAAUUUGAUGGCUAGUCGCCACGGCGGCCUAUUCGCAACGAUUGACAAUGUGUCGCGGCUUCCCAUGCCUUCCGACCGCCAGCUGAACGAGCGCCUGCACACGCUGUUCAAGCGUCACCCGUGUUUUCCGACACCACAUCCGAAGGACGUCCGAGACACGUUCCUCAUCCGCCACUACGCAGGCACAGUAUCGUACACAAUCAGCUCGUUCGUCGACAAGAACAACAACAUUGUGUCGGAUCAGUUCGAGGAGCUCUUGAAGAGUUCAUCAUCACGUGUGCUGCAGGACUUGACUGGCAACACGCACAACAGCAACCGCGCGCGCUCGGGAUCGAUCACGUCUACAAAGUCCACGGAGCUAUCACCUCUACGAAGCAGCUCGGCAUCUUCCAAGCGUCUUAAGGGAGGCAGCACAUCGAACCUGUUUUCGACGCAGAUGAAGGGCCUGACGACCGAGCUAGAAGGGACGAGCUGCAGCUUUGUGCGUUGCAUCAAGCCGAACACCCUGAUGCAGACCGGCGUGUUCGAUCGACCGUUUGUCGUCGAGCAGCUGCGAUGUUCGGGUACCGUGCAAGCGUGCGAAGUGCUGCGCGUCGGCCUGCCUACCCGCAUUCUGUACGCUGAAGUUGUUGACGUGUACCGCAACUUGCUGCCGCACGAAGUCUUCUGCCAGUUCGACUCGAACGACAAGCUCUUCACGCAAGCGAUUCUGUGGGCCUAUGACUUCCCUCCUGCUGCUUACCGGUUGGGAGACACUCGUCUGUUCUUCUGCACGGGAAAGAUCGACCUACUGGACAAGCUCCUGACUCCAGCUCCAGUGUCGACGGAAAACUUGGGCAAGCAGUUGUUGCUCUACCUGCGCAAAAAGCGCUGGAUCAGCUUGACUACUGCUGUCUUCGCCUUUAACGCGUUCAAGCGCGUUUUCCAGGAAGUCCGGUACCGUCGCCGCGCCACGAUGAUCCAGUGCCUGGUGCGACAGCAUCUCGCUCGGAAGCGUGUGCGCAGGAUCCGCGUGCAUCGACGGAUCAACAAGUUCUGGACUCGGAUGUCACGCCAAGCACAGAUCAUGCGAGCGUACCAGGACCGGCCAGAGGACAAGAUGGUGUUGCUCGACAAGUUGCUGGCCAAGAGUUACCUCCCUGUCCAGCAGCGCUGGCUGUUGAAGUGGCUGGGUCCACUGCAGCGCGUCAUUUACUUGCAAAAGCGCUGGAAGAAGAUCACUGCCCAGCACAUGGCCAAACGCGGCUUCCUUUGGCUCUACGAACGUGUGCGGCGCACGCGGAGUGCACUUCUUGUGCAGUCGCAAGUCCGUGCGAUGAUUGCAAAGACACGUUUCUUGAAACUCAAGAAAAAAGCUCUCGCUCGGAGCCGCUGGCAUGCUGCGUACCUGAAGACUCGAGUCUUUUGUCUGUUCAAUCGGCAGCUGCGUCGGAUUCACGUGGACCGGUUGGAAAAGGACAAUGCAAGUUUGGUGCAGAGCCUGACGGCCGUGUCAGGCCAGAUGAGCAAAGCUCAGGAAGAAGCGAGAACCGUGAAGCUGCAGCUCAAGCAGCUGCAGGUGUCGCACCACGAAGUGAAGAUUGAAGCCAAGCAGCAGCGAAAGCGUGUGGAGGAACUGGAGCUGGUGUUGCAGGCUCGACGAUCGGAGAUUGCCGAGCUGCGCCGACAGGCGAAACGGGACUGUGGCCUCGUGGAGCGUAUCAUUCGCUUUUUCACGUGCAACUCGGUCAUAUCGCCACCUUCUUCGCCCCUUGGCAUGGUCACGCCCUCUCGGCUGCCGACGUUGAAGCAGCAGGCGCAGUCAGCUUCCGAAGAGACGUUUGACAAGGCUGAACCCAUUGUAUGGGCGACACCGCUGAGUGAAGUUGUCAUGAAUUUGCAAGAGGAGGACGGAAGUGCUGCCAAGCGACGUAUGAAUGCCAUAGCAGAGAGUGAGGAGCCUACGUUGGCGCUGGAGGAGGAGGAGUUUCGGAUCAAGGACGCCGACAUGUUGUGGUCGGUAUCUCGGUAUAUGUUUUGA